AUGCAGCGGGGUCUAUCCGUCGACAUCUUUCCGCUCUGCACCUCCGCGAUGCCCGUGUUGAAGGCCCUGCCAAACGUACGGCCUCCUCUGCGCGCCCCAGGUGGAGGCGGGGGGCCAGGCUUGCAAGCGGCCGAGUCGCACAUCAAGGACCUCAGCCCCAAGGACCUGAAGAGGUUCGUGCAGCAGCGAGGCUGGGGGGCAGCCUCCGGGGGGGACGUCGAACUCUCCGGCAGAGGGCGCACUCAUGCCGUCAUCCAGGCGCAGGUGCUGGCAAAGCUCCGCGCGGAGGCGGCGGAGAAGCUCGAGGCCGAUCACCACGCGCCGUGGCCGACGGUGGUGGCGAGCGACGGGAGCUCCAACUUCGCGACCAGCGAGGACCUCGAGCCGUGGCACUGCACUGGGUGGGAGGUGGCCGCGGACGCCUCCGAGGACGUGUGCGCUCGUCUCGGUACGACGCUGCUAGGGCGGCUCUCGGCGAGGAGCAGCGCGGCGGGGAGGCGGCUUCCUUCAAGGCGCACUCGCUGGGCGAACUUCGACCUCGAGCUGCGGCCCGAUGUGUGCUACCGCGCCCGGCUUGUGGGCGGCGAGCCGUGCGUGGCCAUCUUGGUGUCCCACGCUGCCAAGCUGCCGCCAGAGCUCAACCUCGCGGAGCUGUGUGGCGGCGUCCCCGAGCGCAUCGACGGCCUGGAGGUAAUUUCCCAGCCCCAUCGCAUGGGCGGCCGCGUCGUCGGCUUCGCAGGCCGCCUCGGCGACAUUCGACACGAGCUGCUGGCGCUGGACCUGAGCAAGGCGGCGCGGGAGGCGAUCGUCGCCGCCCCAGCGCAUGAGCCGUGCUGGAGGGUGAAGGUGCAGAGGACCAGCAGCGUCUUGACAUUCCUCGGGUCGAAGCUCCAACCGCGCCUCACUAGCGGCAACGUCGAGAUGCUCGACCGCGCGCGGGGCAUCCCCUCGGGCAGCCAGGUUGGCCAGGAUUCCAUCCUGCAGCCCAAGGAGCGGCGGCACCUGAUCGACUUGGAGUUGCAGAACAUUGCGGAUACUGCGCCGGCUGUCGCGGGCAAAUUGUUCCCGUCCUCUCCCUUGCGCCUGAGCUCAGACGCGCAGGGCGCCCUGUCCAGCUGCUUCACCACCUUCCGGGCCCCAGGCUGCUGGGUGGGAAACAGGAAGGCAACGUCGAACAGCGGCAAGGAUAUCUGGGCGAGCCUCGAGCGGCACGGCUUAUACCGCCUCAGCUCUGGCCUCGGGCAGGACGUCAAGGUGUGUGGCUUCUUGCUCGGUGAGGCAAAGGGCAACAAAAACGAGUUCGCCAAAGCCGAGGCAGCCUUCUCGGGCGUGUGCGAUCUCCUGACAAAGGUGGGCCUUCGUGUCGCCAGGGGGCCGCCAGUCGCGACGCGCUCCGUGGACUCCGCCAUCGAGGCUGCCGCACAGCAGGGGGCUCAGGCAGUGCUCUUCUUCGGCGGUCGCGGCUCGUCGGGCCUGUACCACCAGGCCAAGUCCGCGUGCAUGGUGAGCAAGGCGCCGAGGCUCGCCCAUCUGGCCUCGCAGUGGAUCGACGUGUCCAAGAAGGAGGCGAGCAGGCCGGCGCUGCAGAAUAUCGUCUUACAGCUGGCCGCGAAGCUUGGGCACACGCCCUACGUGCUGCAGAGCGACCCCAAGGCUCAGCGCAACCCCGUGCUAUGCGGUGUGGAUGUCUGUCACUUGUGGGAUCCGCGCCAAAAGCAAAUGGUGCACGUGAUCGCUGGGCUGCAGUUGCGGCUGAUGGACGGUGAGCUUGAAGACAAUUGGGUGUGCCAGGGGCGCAUUAACGGGGAGAGCAUACCCCCGUCGGUGUGGAAAGCGGUGCUCACCAAAAAGGCCUGCAAGGGCCGCGAGGUCGUAGUCCAUCGCGAUGGGCGUUUCACCACCACGGAACUGCAAUUCCUCGCGGAGCACGCUAAGGAGGUCCAGGCCAGUGGCCCGUUCGGCCUCGUAGAGAUCGUGAAGUUUGCUGGGGGCACGCCGCGAAUGUACGCGGGCAGCGCCAACCGGAUGCUCGCCUCGCUCCUGGUGGCUGCGGCGUCCGCGUGCAGCCGGCGGGCGCCUGCUGCCUCCCUUGCUGGGGCCGGCGCCCCUCUGGGCAGCGCGGCGCCUGGGCCCGCGGUGCAGACCGUCAACGUGCACCUGACCCCUUGCGGGGCCGGCGGCUCGCCGGCCGGCGCGGCCCCUGGCGCGGGCCCUGCGACCCGGGACGUGGGUACGCAGACGGAACCCGUGGAGCCGGCGCCCCGCCCGACUCCGGCCGCCCCGCUCCGUGCGCCCCGGGCGGCGCGCGCCGAGGCCUGGGCCUACGCGGUCUGGGCGAGCCCGGCUGCCCCGGACCUCGUGGGGGUCCACUGCGGCGCUCGGCGGGCUUGGGACGCCAUCGCCGGGCGGAUCGGCGGGUACCGCUCCUUCCGCGGCGACCGCCUGCGCCGCUUCGCCUCGGAGGACGAGGCGAUUGCUGGCUACCUUGCCGAGGAGGAGAACGCGUUCGACACUGGCGAGGAGGAGGACGAGGACCCCAGCGCCUGGUUUGGGCAUGCCACGCCCCAGAACGUGGCGGCCGCGGCGUUGCUGCCCGCCCCUGCUGCUGGAGGGAUCGCCGGGGAGUUCGGGUUCCUCACGCUGAAGGACGGCGUCGACUCGGACUACGAGGUCACGGUGGCGGCGCUGCGAGUGCGAGCCGACGCCCUCUCGACCGUGGCGGUGGUGCCCUCGGGCCGGCCCGACACUGCCUACGAAGCGAUGCAUCUGCCGGCCUGGGAUCGCGUCGGGUCGCCUUUGGACGGCCAGCUGCUGUCGGCCGAGAUCAUGGAGGCCCCGAGCGCCUUGGUGAGGCGCUUCUCCCCCGCGCCCCCUGCCGAGGGCGAGGUCUACGCCUUCCACGACUAUGGAGCCUGCGGCCGCGAGGAGCAGUUGAUGGCCCUGCUGGCCCAGCAGGCGUCAUUGAUGGGGGCCCUGGCUCAGAGCGGCGGUCGCCAACCAGACGCACUGUCGCUCCUGGCGGACGGCGGGCGCGACGACGGGCUUGGCGAGAGCACUGGCAUGCGACUUGGCGGCGCGCGCGGCGCUGCCGCCCUGGAGCUGUUCCGACGCCAGGUCCAGAGCAGCCCCCAGACCGUCUCCGCCAUGGUCCGGCGGAAUCGCCAGCUUAACAUGACGGGUGCCGCGAGCGAGGAGGGCAUGAGCGACUCCACGCGGAACUACUUCGCUCGCAACGUCCCGUUCGGGCAGGCGAGGUCGUCGGCCUUCCUGGUGUUCGGCAUGGCGGAGGUGUUCGACCUGAUGGAGCGCGGCUUGUGGCGCGCCGCCGAGGCUCAGCUGGCGCUCCUCCUCUGCGCGUCGGAGCAGGCGGCCCUGAGGGAAUGGCGCUGGACGUCAGCCUGGCUGCUGACUCACCUGCCCGAGCCGCCCUGGAUUUCGAUCCGCCAGGCGCCGGCGCGCGGGCAGAUCCGCCCCAUGUCCCGCUUGGCCUCGCCCGAGUGGGUCGCGGCAGCGAUCGGCUACACCAAGGACGCGCUGGCCCUCGAGGACGCGGAGCGAAAGCUGGCGCCGGCCGCGGCACCGAAGGCCGAGGAGGGCGGAGGAAAGGGGGGGGGCUCGAAGCGCCAAGGCAAGUUCGCUGGCGCGCCCCCUCACGAGAGGCUGGUGGGCGGCAGCAAUUCGCUGGACGUGGGCAUCCGCUGGGGUUUUGGCCUGAUCCUCCGCUUGCGCGGGCUCCGCACGGCCUUCGGCGCCUUCGUCCGCUCCUCCAUGCACGCCGCUGGGUUCCAGGAGGUUGCGACUCCUGCCGCCGGUCUGCUGCCCUGCCCCCCGCCCUUCGGGUGGGCUGCUGGUACCCCCCCGCGGGGGGUGCGCGGUCGCAGGCGAUGGCUUCGCACUCGCGUCGAGCACAUGUGGGUCAACGCCGUCGUCCUCGCGCUCUCCCACCUGCACCUGGGCGAGUCGCGGAGCUGCCCGCCGCGCGCCCGCGGGGGGAGGCCUCUCAGUUCGUCUCAGUCCGAGAUGGUGUCCAGGCUGAGUAGGCUUGUGCGACCGAUGUGCCGGCUCCUGCAAUGGCACGGUGGCCGCGUGGAGAAGGCCGACGCUCUGCUCGACUAUCUCCUAAAUGCGAUGCAGCUCCCCUUGGGCGCCGUGGCGCCCUCUCCUGACUGCGAGGUGACGACCAUCGACCCGAGCAAGGCUCCCUUCGCCAAGGCCGAGUGCCACUUCGACCCCCUGGCGUUCUUGGCCCCGUUUUCCGCCGCCACGUUCUUGGAGCCGCGGCUGCUGGCGCGGGAUGGGCCGGGCGUCGGCCCUCUGGCGCGCGCGGUCGGGCCCCCGACCCAGCCCGCUCCGGCGAGGCCGGCCCGCCAGGCGGGCAAGCCUGGCGACCUCCUCCAGUGCCUGAAGCAGUGGGAUGACGUGGGGCGACUGGAGCUGGUCGACGCGGCCGACUCCCCGCAGGCCCUGCGAGGCACCCUGUUUCCCGUGUUCAAGGACGCCAACGCGCAGAGGGUCGUCUUCAAUCGCAUCGCUCGCAACUCGGCUGAGUUGCCGCUGGGCGGCUUCUCCAGACUGACCCCGAGCGCCGCCGUGCUGGUGGACCUGGAGGUGCCUGCUGGCUUCGUCCUGCGCGUCUGGGCGGACGACCUCCAGGACUUCUACCCCGCCUUGGACUGCACUUACGACAUGGCUUGCACCAACGACGUGGCGCUCCCCCUCCCGACGAGGCUCUACGAGGGCUUCGCAGCGCUGGGCCGGCUUCGGGGGCGCUGCCGUCGCGAGGGCCGCAAGCUCCCCGAGAAGGUGGUUCCCGGCCAUAGCGGCCUGAUCAUGGGGGGCCUGAACGCGCCCGACUGGGCGUGCGAGUCCCACAUGCGGCUGCUCGCCCACGCUCGCAGCUUACCCCCAGAGCGGCGGGUGCUGAACCGCCACCUCGCCCCCGAGGGGUCUGCCUGGGAGGGCGUCGUGCUGGGCGACCACUUCGGCCUGGCUGUCGACGCUCCGGGCUCGCGGGAAGCUCGGCGAGCUAUCGAGGAGUCCUUCGCCCGCGCGCGCGAGGGCUAUGCUAAGGCUGGCCUCAGGGUCAGCGCUGGCAAUGAGGUGAAGGACGCGGCGGAGGCGACGGUCAUCGGGGCAGAGCUCCUGGGCCGCGACCGGCUCGUCGGCGCCUCCCGCACCCGCAGGCUGGCGCUGGCCUGGAUGGGCCUGUCCAUGGCCCGGGGCCGACGCUCCACUACGCUGGGGCUGCAGAGGUUCCUUGGCAUGGGGCUUUUUGCCGCGCUGUUCCGGCGGCCGACCCUGUCGCUCCUCCACCACUGCUUCAAGGAGGUCGACGUCGGCCGCGACCCGCACGAGGUGUUCGACCUGAGCAGCGCGGCCUGCAACGAGUGCGCCCUGUUCGCGGUUCUCCUCCCGCUGAUGGCCACCGACCUCUCCGCGGGCUGGGGGCCGCACGUUCUGGCCUCGGACGCCUCGCACUUGGCCGGGGCGUCCGUCAGGACGCUGGCCUCGGCGCCCACCGCCAGAGCUUUCUGGCGCCAGCGCGGGCAGCGAGGCGCUCGUGCGUGGCUGUACCCCUCAGGCUGGGCUGCCCUGGCCAAACCCGAGGACGGCGCCGUCCUGCAGGACCUGGAGGAGGAUGCCGCACCUCCCCCUGGCGUCGUCGACCCGACGGCCUCGCUCAUCGAGUACUUCGACGUGCUGGAGCUCUGCUGCGGGGAGGAGGCCCGCCUCAUGGGCUACCUCUCGGGCCGGGGCCUGCGCGCGGGCCCGAGGAUAGACAUCAAGUGCCGCAAGUACUGGGACCUGGUCGACUCGCGCCUGGCGGAGUGGGUAGGAUGGCUUAUCUGGCAGAGGCGCGUCAAGAUGACCAUAUCGCAGGUUCCAUGCACCAGCUUCUCGAUCGCGAGGCACCCGAGGCUCAGGUCCAGGAUGCGGCCCUGGGGAUUCGACCCAUCUUCGACCCCGACGCGUCUGGGGAACGUCCUCUUCAGGGUGGGCAUGCUGGCGCUGUUCGCCCACCUGAUCUCGGGCCACGGUGCCGGCCUGCACGAGCAUCCCCUGACGGCCUACUCCUGGUGCACGCACAUCGUCGAGUUCCUGCUGACGCACGAGGUCGUGGACCGCUUCGACCUCUCGAUGUGCCAGUUCGGCGCGCCCUGGAAGAAGGACACUAGGCGGCCUGACUCCCAAAGCCGCGCUGCGCUCUACCCGCGCGGCUUCUGCGACGAGCUGUCCAAGCUGAUGGCCGACGACCUGGACGGGCCGACUCCGCCGCCACCGGCGGAGAGUUCGGCGCCCGCUGGAGCGUUCGAGGCCCUCUGGCUGAACGACUACGUCGGCUUCGCUCCCUGGCAGCUCCAUUGCCACCGCCUUUUCCGCAAGCCCCUCCACAUCAACUUGCUGGAGAUCGACGCGGCCUGCGACGCGGUGGGCGAGCAGGGCCUACGGUUCCCUGAUUGCAAGCACAACCUCCUCCUGGACUCCCGCGUCUCGAUCGGGGCUAUCAGCAAGGGCCGCUCCUCAUCGACUGCGAUCAACAAGCGCUUGAGAAGGACGGCCCCGUUGCAGCUGGCCACGGGCUCGUACGUCGGAUGCCACUUCGCGCCGACGCGCCUGCAGCCGGCCGACGCCCCGUCGCGCGCGCGCCGCGACCCGGCGAGCGCUCUGGCCCGCGGGGCCGAGGCUCCGCCUCCCGCUCCGUGCUGGCUGGCCGGCCUCGAGGCCGGGGACGCCUCAGCCUUCCGCGCUUGGGCUGCGCUCCCGCUGCCGCGCUGGCAGCAGUCGCGGUGGGCUUGGCUGGUGGCGUGCCUCUGGUGGCGCGGGCUCCUGCGGCUCGCCCCUCGACCGCGGGUGCGCGACCCCGCGCUGGGCUUCCCGGGCGAGGGCCCGCGCGGCGGAGGCGGCUUGCCGAGGAGGCCCCCCAUGGAGCUCCAGCACUGGCUGGCGGGCUGCGGCGGGCCCAGCUGGGACCUGUUCAUCCUGAUGGACCCAGCUACGGUGGCUCGCUACCUGGCUAAGCACGGCCAGUUUUUGUACGACACGAUGCGGGGCCGCCACGACUACGACGAGACGAUGAAUGCUGUGGUGGACGCAAAUCGUGCCCUCCGACACCGGCUCGACGCUGCGUGGGACAUCUCCUUCACGUGGAAGCACCUGGCGCCUGGCUCGAACCACCAGGCGAUGCCGGAGGCGCUGCUGCUCGCUUCUGUGAGCUUGGCACUGGCGUGGGGCUGGUGCGACGUCGCCGGCUGCCUGCUCCUCGGCUUCUUCGGCAUGAUGAGGCCCUUCGAGUUCCUGAGGCUGAGAUUCGGGGACCUUGUGCUCCCCUCGCGGACGUUAGAGCGUCUGCAAUCAAUGUAUGUGCACGUUGGCGCGCCCAAAAUGAGACGCCUAGGGGCCGCGUUUUGGUAUAGGCUCACAGAUUCGCCAGACUGGCUUCGCUACAGGGGCAGGUGGCUCUCCAGUGGGAUGCUAGAGAUUUUCAUCCAGGAUGUCGGGGCUAGUACGCUCCUCGCGGACGUCCCGAGUCCCAAAGUCCGGCUUUUCGCCGAGGCUGCCGGGCCCGGAACGGCUCCCAGCUUGUCGAUAGAUGUGGCAGCGGAGGACAUUUUCCGGCUCAGUUGCGUGUCUUACGGCAGUCUCUACUCCGCCCCGCGGCUUCCUGUCACCACGAGGACUGCCGAUAAGGCCGCCUACUUCCAUGCUACCGCAGACGUGCACAAAACCCAGCAGGGUCAGCGCGCGAAGGUCCAAGAGGAGCAGGCGAUAUUCAGCCAGGGCAGGCAACAGUACUGGCUCUGA
Prorocentrum cordatum is the source of this 7803-nucleotide messenger RNA. Lineage: Eukaryota; Dinophyceae; Prorocentrales; Prorocentraceae. The record is from the annotation of a GenBank genome assembly.